Platichthys flesus (European flounder) is the source of this 1677-nucleotide messenger RNA. RefSeq names its product otolith matrix protein (gene otomp). Gene Ontology annotation, cellular component: early endosome; plasma membrane; recycling endosome. Lineage: Eukaryota; Metazoa; Chordata; Actinopteri; Pleuronectiformes; Pleuronectidae. The record is from RefSeq and is a predicted model, not a curated record. Bases 10 to 1137 code for a protein of 375 amino acids. Gene Ontology annotation, biological process: iron ion transport. The transcript is spliced from 9 exons.
AGAGCCAAUAUGGAGGGUCUACAGAGACGUCUGCCUGUAGCUUUCCUCCUCAUUCUGCCUCUACUGUGUGUCAGCGCUGUCUCCAAUCCAAAAACUACAGUUUCCUGGUGUGUAUUGUCUAAUGCUGAGGAGAGGAAGUGUCUGGAUCUGGCCGGGAACGCCACGGCUCGGAAUAUUAGAGGAACGUUGCAAUGCGUCCGUGGCCUGAACACCAGAGACUGUAUCGACAGAAUCAAGAAUGGGACAGUGGACGCGGCCUCCAUGUUUGCAGAUGACAUUUAUGCUGCUGGCCUCUGUCACGGACUGGAUGUGGCUGCUGGAGAAUCCCACAACGGAGUUGACGGUAUCAGUUACUACGUGGUGGCGAUGGCUCGUCGCUCCUCAUCAGACCUGUCCCUGCUGGAGAUGCACGAACGCAGCUCCUGUCACCCCGGCAUGAGAACCACAGUGGGAUGGACCGUCCCUAUUGGCUACCUGGUCAACACAUCCCAGAUCAGCGUAGGGGAGCAGUGCAACUUCCCCAAAGCGGUCGGAAACUUCUUUGGUUACAGCUGCGUGCCGGGUGCCAAAGACCCCCAUCAUGACCCCAGAGGCAACAACCCGAGGAACCUGUGCGAGGCCUGCAUAGGAGACGAGUACGACAGACACAUCUGCGCCAGCAGCCACCGAGAGAGACACUACGGAGAGUCGGGGGCAUUGAGAUGCGUGGCUGAAAAUCUGGGGGAUGUGGCCUUUGUCAAACACACAACAGUCUUUGACAAUUUGGAUGGUAAGAACCAGGAGUCCUGGGCACUGGACCUGGAGCUGGAGGACCUGAAGCUGCUGUGCCCAGAUGGGACCGAGGCCGGCCUGGAGGAGCAUGAACACUGCCACCUGGCAGCCGUCCCCACCAACGCUGUGGUGGUGCGUGUGGAGGACAAGUGCCGUGUCUGGAAGUUCCUGGAACGCCUACAGAACGCGUUUGGCAACGCCAAGGAGGGCUUCCGCCUGUUCAGCUCAGCGGGCUAUGGCGAAUCUGAUCUGCUCUUCAGUGAUGCCACCCACCACCUGCAGAGGGUUCUGGGUAGCUACACCUCCUGGCUGGGCCCCACUUACAGCACCAUGCUGAAAGCCUUCGAGUGUGAGGGCUUCUGCUGAUGGAACAGGAGGAAGACAUCCAGUGCCUCAUCCCUCCGUCUCCAUCCUCCGUUCUGCCUUCCCUCCCUGCCAUCUGCGUCUCUCCGUCUCGCCAUCUCUCCUCCUCUUUUCUCGGCUUUAUCCUGUUCUGUUUUCUCCCUGCGUUCUACCACCCGUUCUCCACUUGUACAUCCUUGUUCUCCUUCGACCUGCAGCAGCUUCUUAUGUGAAGGCCGGCAGGGUAGGACAUGGCUCAGAGGGGCUAAUCGGCUAAGAUGCAAACUUCCACUGAGCAUGAUUAAAAGGACACUGGGAAGAAACAAAAGAAGAAAGAAAAGAAUAGGAUAAAGUUAGAAAACAAUAGAAAAGAAAAUAACAGGUUAAUUAGUUGUUGUAGUUGUAAUAGGCUGUGUCUUUGUGUAGGACGUUUUGAACAAGAGGAUUUUGAUAAUGUUUCUUGUGGGAUUAAACUAAGAGGAACAAAAAUGCCCCUCCAAAAAGUGUCUUGUAUUUACACAAUCACACACACACAGACAGACAAACACACACACACACACAAAC